AUGCAUAAAAUCAACUACAGCAGCAAUAAUGAAAAAAUCCAGGCUCUGUAUCAAGAGCUCUUCUCACAAGAUACCUAUGAUUUCCUGGCUCUAAUUAUUGCAAUUGUUGGAAUGCUAGGAGUGAUCAAUAAUCUGCUGGUUAUGAUAAUAUUUUAUAAAUUUAAAAGACUGAGAACUCCUAAAGAUCUUUUCUUUUUUAAUGUCAGCUUUAGUGAUUUAUUUGUUUCUAUUUCUGGACUUGUUUUUACCUUUUCAUCAUGUGUGACAAGGAAGUGGACCUGGUAUACCAAAGGAUGUGUAUUUGAAGGAUUUAUCACCAAUCUGUUUGGUAUUGUCUCAAUACUUACUCUUACAUGUGUUGCAUAUGAGAGAUAUAUCCGAGUAUUGCAUGCUAAAGUUAUUGAUUUUUCAUGGUCUUGGAGAUCCAUCUCUUUUAUUUGGCUGUAUUCAUUUGCCUGGGCUGCAGCACCUAUUCUUGGAUGGAACAGAUAUUUGCUUGAAAUUCAUGGAAUAAGUUGUUCUAUGGAUUGGACAUCAAAUGAUCCAAAUGACACUUUUUUCAUUCUCUUUUAUUUUUUGGCUUGCAUUGUAGUACCUGUAGGUUUUAUGUUCUUCUGCUAUGGACGCAUUUUACAUGGAAUUAGAAAGCUUUCACGUGUUCAGAACCUUCAAGAUAUUCAAAAAGUCAAGAUCAUGGAGACUGAAAUAAAAAUUGGUAAAAUAUUUCUAUUGAUGAUAUGCACAUUACUGAUUUGCUGGAUUCCACGUUCUGUGAUAUCUCUCUUACUGACGUAUGGCUAUAAAAAACAAAUCACUACUACAACAGCACUUAUACCAACUUUCCUUGCCAAAUCAAGUGCUGCAUAUAAUCCUGUGAUCAACAUUUUCAUGCUUAAAAAGGUAUAG
Molecule: messenger RNA, 906 nt
Organism: Bombina bombina (fire-bellied toad)
Lineage: Eukaryota; Metazoa; Chordata; Amphibia; Anura; Bombinatoridae
Gene: OPN3
Product: opsin 3
Exons: 3
Coding region: 1-906 (301 amino acids)
Biological process (GO): G protein-coupled receptor signaling pathway
Cellular component (GO): photoreceptor outer segment; membrane
Molecular function (GO): G protein-coupled receptor activity
Source: RefSeq, a predicted model, not a curated record